UAUCAAUAGUUUAAUAGCAUUUCUUCGUAAUAUUAUUAUUACUUAAAACUGGAUAUAAUUAUCUUUAGCAUGAUAAAGAGGAAGAGAGAGAGAGAGAGUAAAUUAUAUAAAAUAUUGUUUAAUUUGAAUGUGUGUACUGGUAAAGGAUAUCAUGUGGAGAAAAAACAAAGAAGUGAAAUAAUUUUUAUUUUGUUAAUGUAUAUAAAUGCAAAAAUAAUGUGAUACGUAAUAUAUACGUAGUAGUAAAACAUUUAAUCUAUUUUGUGAAGAACUUUUUAGUGUCUUCAUCAUGUCUUUAGCCAGAUAAGAUGGCAUGUUCGAAAAACGCUUCUUUCAUUUCCCUUAUCAAAUUUUAGAUGCAGCCACUUAUGCAAAUAUGUGCAAAAGUAGCCUUCCUAGCAUUUUUUCCCUAUUCUCUCUUCACGUUGUCAUCUUGUACUUUGUGACUUAAGCUGAUGCUGUACUGUAGUGCAUAUAAGAGUUUGAAGAGAACCUUGCAUGAUAUGUUUCAAGUGUUUACCAGUACAUUUACGCAUAUAUUAUCCGCUCUUCUAUUAGAAAUGCAGCUAGCUUUUACUUGCAUUCCAAUUUCUGCAAAAACGAGAAGAAGAAGAGAAGAAGAAAUAACGAAUUCCGGACACGGAAAUCAAUUAGUUACAUCCGAUUCAAUUAUGCAGUAACUAAAUGAUCUGAUUAGGAGGAGGAGAUUGGGCAGUAAAUCUGUAAUAUUAAGAUAAAGAUGAAUUUGUGACUCGGUUCGUGGUGUUAAGACAUGGAUGUACGAAGUGGAGUAAUCCACAUUUAAAUAACUACAAAGAAGCCAUACAUCCAUACUAUCUGGAAUAUAUAAUUAUUCGCCAUGGCUGUAUAUAUGAUUGAUAUUUACUGAAGAUGAUAAUUUUUUUAUGUGCCAUAAAUAUUUUUCGGGCGCUUCGCACGACCAUUACAACCCUGCAUUCUAAACUGAACCCAUUAGGGGUUCUUGGCCUGCAGAUGAGCGUAAAGCACAAAAGCUUAUCGACUCGGAGAGCGGAGAGUUGUCACGUAUAUUGGUUACAAGAGUGUCAUUUUUUAAAAUGUCGGUAGAUAUAUAUAAAUUGGAAUCACAAUGUGGGAAAAAUCUGUCAAAUCUUUCUUCGAAGGAUAUGAAAAUCAUGGACAUUUAUCAUUAUCUCAUCAAUGAAAUUUCGGAUUCCAGAGUUUCUAAUUGGCUAUUCAUGUCAAAUCCAUUUGGUAUAACACUAAUUUCACUCGUUUAUUUAUCUUUUGUACUUUACUUUGGACCACGUUAUAUGAAAAACAGAAAAUCUUACGCGCUUACAAAGACUAUGAUUUGUUACAAUAUUUCUGUCGCAACUGCAAAUCUUGUUAUAUUUUAUGGUAUACUUACAUCGGGUUAUACCACCCAUCUUUCCAUGGGAUGUGAGCCUUUUGUAAUUUCAAAUGAUCCUAUGUCGCUUAGCAUGGCUCGAUGGGUAUGGUGGAUUUUAAUUCUAAAAAUCACCGAGCUUGCAGAUACUGUGAUUUUUAUCCUCAGGAAAAAAUAUAAUCAAACGUCAUUUCUUCACGUGUAUCAUCACACAAUAACUCUCUUUUUGGCGUGGAUCUCUUGUAAAUAUGCACCUGGUGGCAUGUGGACCUUUAUAAUGUUGCCCAAUUGUGCAGUGCACGUAAUCAUGUACGUUUAUUAUUUCUGUACUUGUUUGGGGCCCAAAAUGCAGAAGACAGUCACUCCUUGGAAGAAAUAUUUAACAUGUUUGCAAUUGAUCCAAUUUGCUAUCAUGAUGGCUCAUACAUUCCAAGCGCUUCUACCAUCUUGCGAGCCAGCGCGGAAACCAUUAGCAUACAUUUACAUGUCUCAAAUUGCCAUCAUGUUUUAUAUGUUCUUAGACUAUUAUAGAAAGUCGUACGUGAGAAAAAAAAUUGAGUAAACGAGUAAUAUCUUAUGAUGAUGUUCUAGUUAGCCAAAAAGUAUGUACAUCGAUUCAAUAUGUUUGCAUGGAAUUUAAAUGAACAUUAUAUUGCGUAAAUGAAUAAAGCCACUCUUUUAAAUACUCUUUUAAUUUACAAUCAGUUUGGUAAGGAUAUAGAAACGCGAAUUCUCGAUUAUUUAUAAUAAUGACAAAUUCAAGUAUUUAUAAUAAUGACAAAUUCAGACAAAUUAUAUGAGAAUUUGCUCAGGAGUUACGUAAAUUGUUAUCAAUUAAAAGACAAAACUUUGUUAUUUAUAGUAUAUUUGUUUAUUAUAUUUAUCAGAAUGUUAUUCACAUUAUAAUUUUUCAUUGCGCUACACGCAUAUCUGAUCUAAUCAGCAUUAUU
Molecule: messenger RNA, 2319 nt
Organism: Formica exsecta
Lineage: Eukaryota; Metazoa; Arthropoda; Insecta; Hymenoptera; Formicidae
Product: elongation of very long chain fatty acids protein 7-like
Exons: 9
Coding region: 1077-1931 (284 amino acids)
Biological process (GO): fatty acid elongation, monounsaturated fatty acid; fatty acid elongation, saturated fatty acid; fatty acid elongation, polyunsaturated fatty acid
Cellular component (GO): endoplasmic reticulum membrane
Molecular function (GO): fatty acid elongase activity
Source: RefSeq, a predicted model, not a curated record